Molecule: messenger RNA, 1547 nt
Organism: Mercenaria mercenaria
Lineage: Eukaryota; Metazoa; Mollusca; Bivalvia; Venerida; Veneridae
Product: neurocalcin-delta B-like
Exons: 2
Coding region: 69-680 (203 amino acids)
Molecular function (GO): calcium ion binding
Source: RefSeq, a predicted model, not a curated record
UUGAUACGAUCUAACAUUUUCGGUUAACAAAAAAAAGAAACGAGAUAUAACGCUAAAGACAUCUGAAAAUGGGACAACAGCAGGGCAAGGACCGACAGCAGAAACUGAAAGGACCCCUUCUGAAGAAAUUGCAAAAGAAAGUCCCGGGAAUGAAGAUAGAAGAAAUUCAAGAAAUUUAUUUAGACUUCAGACGAGAAACAAAAGGAAAGGAUGCACUCAAGCGGGAUGACUUUAUACGUGUUUAUAAAAACGCGUUUGGAGAGAAAGUUGGAUCUUUGGCAAACAGCAUUUUUGACGCUUUCGAUGAAGAUGGGAAUGGAACCGUUGAUUUUGAGGAAUUUCUUGUCGGACUUAGCAUAGCUGAAAUGUCAGCAAACACAGACAGAGAAGGGAAAAUGAAAAGAAUAAGAUGGGCUUUUAACGUGUAUGAUAAAGACGGCAGUGGUACCAUUGAUAAAAGAGAGAUGAGACAAACAGUGAAGGCAGUUGCAGAUGUGUCAGUUUUACCAGAAGAUGCGUUAGAAAAUAAAGAAUCACCGAAUAAAUUUGCUGACAGAUUGUUUGAUGAAAUAGAUGUUAAUGGAGAUGGUGAAAUAACUUAUAAUGAAUUCAAAGCAGCCGCCGAGAGAAAUGCGACUUUGAUAGAAAUGUUAAUGCCAGCCCCUGAAAUUGAUAUAUAGUGUACAGUACUUUUUGCAAUGUUUUCACGAAUACAGUGGAAAUUAUACGUGAUCUUAGUUCUGAAAAGUGGUCAGAAAUGGUUCAUAUAAUUCCAUGGUCUAUCUAAAUAUAUGACCUAUUUGAUUAUAAUUAUGAUCCAUCUAAUUCUGUGAUCCAUUUAAAGCUCUCGUUUAUCUAAAUCUGUACCUGUAAAGAUGAAUAUCCCGAGAGAAGACAAAAAUAUUUUAUCGGAAUACAUACAAUAUGUUUUGAAAGAGUUUAACCUACUAACAGUAACAUUUUUAAAUGUUAUUGAACCCAUAUACACUUUAUUUUGGCUUUCAAACAGAAACGACAAAACACCUUGUACUGAAUGCAAGCAUUUAGCUGCAUAAUUUUCUGUGAUCAAUGCACACAUUUUUGGACUAAAUUACAGGGAAGGUCGAUUUGAAAUAAAAUGAUUUAACGUCGUAGAAAGAUUUCUGUAUCAGUAAACAGAGAAAGGAUUUAUAUCUAUUGAUUUUACACUUGUUGAACAGCUAUACUAGUAAAAAAUGUGUAAUAGCUGUAAUUUAUGAAAAUGUAAUAUAACACGUGUUCCAUUGAGAAGCAAAAGUUUGUACUUGCACAUUAAUUCGUAUUAUAAUGAGAAAUAAGCACGCAAUACAGAUUUUAAACAUGUAUAAUAAGCGAUCUGGUUGAAUCAAUAUUAGCCAGAUUUUUUUGUUAAAUUCUCAAUACGUUUCGAACAAUACUGUCAUGGUAGUUAUCAUUUUAGAUGAUUGUCAGAUUAGUAGGUCGAUAUAAAUAUAUUAUUCAUUAUAUAUUUAUUCGUGAAAUACUGGUAUUGAGAAAUAUUGCUUAAAUAAUUAUACUAAUAUAUUUUU